Molecule: messenger RNA, 1002 nt
Organism: Protopolystoma xenopodis
Lineage: Eukaryota; Metazoa; Platyhelminthes; Monogenea; Polystomatidea; Polystomatidae
Source: the annotation of a GenBank genome assembly
AUGGGAUGCAGUUGGCAUAGCCCGCCCAUUACACUUAGGCCUCUCAAAAAUAGCGAGCAGACUGCUGAUUUUUCUUUGGACAAACAGACACUGUUUUUUUCUGGAAAGGAGUUCACUUUUGAUCAUGUCUUUGGCCAGACAGCAUCACAGCAUAAAGUUUUUUCCGCCGCAGUCAAGCCCCUUGUCAGCAGAUUUCAUGCCCAGGUCUACAAUGACGACCUACGGGAUUUAUUGAGCCCAGACAAUGUGAGCUCAGGUGUUCAGAUCAGAGAUAGGGGCAACAAUCAGGUAGAAGUGACUGGCCUGACUACACAUGAAGUAACUGGAUCUGACGAAGUAACCCUUCAUUUAUUACCUCCACAGAUUCUCCGUUUUCUCUUUAUAGGUGGUCAUGCUAGAAAAACCGCUUGUACCCACAUGAAUGCAACUAGUUCUCGUUCGCAUGCUAUUUUUACCAUAAAGCUAAAAUUCUCGCGUGUGGGCGAGGUGCGUAUCUUUUUUUUCUUUUUUAUAGAGCCGGGGUAUUUCACUAUCAGUUCUUUCUUUUCUCAACAGGUUAACGAAAGAGUUACUUCAAAAAUCAAUUUUGUCGAUUUAGCUGGAAGUGAAAGCCUCAAACGAACCGGUGCCGAAGGUGAACGAGCCAAGGAGGGCAUAAACAUUAACAUGGGUCUCUUAGCGCUUGGAAAUGUAAUAAACUCUUUAUCUGAGGGUCGUGUCCACAUUCCUUACCGUUCAUCAAAGCUUACCAGACUCCUCUCAGAUUCUAUCGGUGGUAAUUCUAAAACGCUCUUCAUCGCAUGUAUAUCGCCAGCCAAGGAAGACAAACAUGAAACACUCAACACACUAUUGUAUGCUUCUCGGGUGAAACGGAUACAUAACCGAGCUGUACAACAGAUAACCUCCGAGAAUGAGGUUAUUUCUCUCAAAGCUGAAAUCGUUUGGCUCCGAAAGCAACUAGAAGUUUUUCAGGUUCGUUUGGCGAUCGCUACAACUGUUUAA